AUGGGCGAGCCCCAAAUCCCCGAACCCAAGCCCACCCAGAAACCCACUUCACCGCCGGAACCGCCGAUCCCCACCGCCGGCAGAGGGUUCUCCCACGGCCCCCACUUCCCAAACCCGCCGGAAUCGCUGAAUCCCGACGCCGCCACGCUCAGGGAGCAAUGGCGGUUUGCGAUCAAACAGUACAGCAAGUGGUACUCCCACGCGUGGGGCACAGCUAUACUGGCCGGCCUCUCGUUCUUCGCCCUCGGAUGGGUUAUCAAAGGCUCCAAUCCUCUGCCUUCCUUCAAACCCGGUAAUGCGAGUGUGAAUGAAUCCUCACCGUCCGGUGGUGGUGUCGGUGAAGAUAAAGCUGCGGCUGAGGUGAUUGAGUUUUGUGGAGCAUACUGUAAAUGUUCUUUUACGGCCACUCACAUAUCUAGUCGCCAUAAAAGGGUGGGAGCAGAAGAGAUGUGAAAACCUUGUUGUUUAAUACUGUUGGGAUGAAAAAGCUUUCAGAUAUAAGAGUAUGAGCAUACCUUGGUAUCAAAGGGUCACUGUAUAAUGUCUUCUAAAUGUGGAAAUGAUUACUUACUUCUGCAUCAAAAUGAUUGUUUUUGUUUCUUUAUGUACCAAGCUGAUACCACUGUACUGGUUUAAGGUUUAUACAUAUUUUUUUUUAGUAAAAUGUACCUAGAGAAAGCUGUAGGUGAGCUGGGUAAUGUUGAUGGUCCAAGUUCAUAUUUCAUACCAUUUUGGUAGUGAUGGUUUUUGAU
Molecule: messenger RNA, 752 nt
Organism: Striga asiatica
Lineage: Eukaryota; Viridiplantae; Streptophyta; Magnoliopsida; Lamiales; Orobanchaceae
Source: the annotation of a GenBank genome assembly